AUGACCGUUUUGGACCAGCUACCGGAUGUUGAUUCGUUUUUUGGAGUUGAUUUAAAAACGGGUUCGAUGGUUGUGGCUUCCAUUGGUAUAAUUCACCCAACGUCAUUCGGAUGUACGUUCUUCUUACCCCUGAGCUAUCUACUGGUCACAAUAUGGAUAAUGGUUGCAUUGUUUUUUGCUGCAAGCGUCGUUUUGUUUUGUGGUGUUUAUAAGGAUGACAGUUUUCUCUGCGCUAUUUGGAUAUGGUAUGCGGUGGUGUUCGCGGUAGUAAUGCUGAUCAUGAUGGUGCUAUUAGCCCUAGUCUUCACGUCCAGAAAGCAAAGGACUCGGGUGCUCGUCGCUAUAACUGGAAUGCUUUGGUACAUUUUAACUAUAUACUUCGUUUUGGUAGUGAACAGCCAUCGAAAACGACUUCAAAAAUCAAUUUAA
Bombyx mandarina (wild silkworm) is the source of this 429-nucleotide messenger RNA. RefSeq lists its product as uncharacterized. NCBI's taxonomy places the organism in Eukaryota, Metazoa, Arthropoda, Insecta, Lepidoptera, Bombycidae. The record is from RefSeq and is a predicted model, not a curated record.